GAAAAGCAGACGAUUCGUUCAUUGCAUUCAUUACCGGUUCUUAGGAUUGCAUUCAUUUAGACAUCUAUUUCAGUCAUAAUUGGCUGCCAUUGGGAUGUCGUUUAGAUCUAAAUCAAAGCCCUACUCAUCGGCCAGAGGUCAACAGUCGUCCUCUUCAGACAAAUCCUUUCAAAUCAGUAGAACUCGAUUUGUGUCGAUAUCUGAGUUCAGGGGUCAGACCCGAGUGGAUGUGCGCGAGUUCUACACCGAUGACAACGGCGACCAAAAGCCCGGCAAGAAGGGCAUCAGUCUCUCGAUGGAUGAGUGGAACAAAUUGGUGUCGCUUUUGCCCAAAAUAGACAAAGCCAUCAAAAAAGUCGACGAUUCUGACGAUGAGUCGCAAGACUCUGUCGAUCGCAACAAACGCUCCAAGAAGUCCAAGGCAUCUGAUUCUGAUUCAGACGAUGAGUCCAGUCGUCGCAAGAAGUCCAAGUCGAUGCCACAGAAAAGCAAGAAAUCCGAGUCCGACGACGAUUCGGAUGAUGGCAUCAAGAAGUCGAAGACAUCUAAGAAAUCCGAUUCCGACGACGACUCGGAUGAUGGCCAUAAGAAAUCAAAGAAGUCGAAGAAGGCGUUGUCUGAUUCAGACUCCGAUUGAUUCAUGAUUCAAUCACUUCUCCACACAUCUCCUCAUUAUUUGUGGACAAAAGCAGUAUUUUAUUAUUUGUUUCAUUCAUUUCUAUUUGAUUUUUAAUUCAAUUCUUAAACAAAUAUCAGACGACUAUCAUCUAAAUAGC
Oppiella nova is the source of this 776-nucleotide messenger RNA. NCBI's taxonomy places the organism in Eukaryota, Metazoa, Arthropoda, Arachnida, Sarcoptiformes, Oppiidae. The record is from the annotation of a GenBank genome assembly.